Molecule: messenger RNA, 543 nt
Organism: Symbiodinium necroappetens
Lineage: Eukaryota; Dinophyceae; Suessiales; Symbiodiniaceae
Source: the annotation of a GenBank genome assembly
AUGGCUUUCGUGCUCCGUUUCUGCCCGCUGCUUGCCGUGGCUCUGGCCCAUGGCGGCUUUCAAUCCGCAGUGCGGCUGGAGGCGAACAUGACUCUCCUUCCUCAAAGCUCUUGGCACUUGGGGGGCUUCUGCUUCGGCUAUGCCAAUAGCGACAGCGGCAACGACACCAAGGUGGGAGAGCUUUGGAUCCAUGUGCAGUGGGAUGGCAAGAAGCCACUGGAGAAGAACGGCCCCGUGGUGCUAGCAGCCUUCGAUGCCAGUCCCGAGAGCUGGGGAGCUGUGAAGGACCACUGGGGCGAGAAGUCCUGCGAGGAGAAGCUGCAGGCUGCCACCUGGGUGCGUAAGUUGGGCCAGUUUCAAUAUUGGUUCCGCGUGGACGUGCACCAGGAGACCUAUGCCCGCGAUUGGCACUUUGCCCUCCUGACGUGCGGGCCGGCGACAGAGGUUGAGCAAGCGAAUAUGGUGUUGAGCGUCGAGGCCGUGGACGGCGCUUUGGCCGUCUUCGAACCUGACAUGGCCUUCGACGAUAGCAGCUGUCCGGCG